CUCAACCUUACCAGUACACCACCACUCAUUUCUGUUCUAAUUCUGACACCAAUUCUUUCCAACAAUGGUUGCUUUCAAUUUGGCAAACACUUUACUCACCAUCAUUCUGACCGGAAUCCUCCUCGGAUCUCUGCCGGAAUCCGUGGUGGGUCAGAACUGCGGUUGCGCCGCAGACCAGUGCUGUAGUCGGUAUGGGUACUGUGGCACUGGCAAUGACUAUUGCGGCACAGGUUGCCAAGAGGGUCCUUGCUAUGUCAGUCCUAGUAGUGGCGUCGUUGUUGCUGAUGUUGUGACGGACGCGUUCUUUAAUGCCAUCAUCGACGUAGCUGCUGCGAAUUGCGUCGGAAAGAGCUUCUACACCAGGGCUGCAUUUCUUGAAGCUGCUAAUUCUUACUCUCAAUUUGGCACCACUGGUUCUGUUGAUGAUUCCAAGCGUGAGAUCGCGGCUUUCUUUGCACAUGUGACACAUGAAACUGGACAUUUUUGCUAUACUGAAGAGAUUGAUGGUCCCUCUAAGGACUACUGCGACGAAGACAAUACAGAGUAUCCAUGUGUAGCAGGCAAGGGUUACUAUGGCCGAGGUCCUAUUCAGCUAUCAUGGAACUACAAUUAUGGUCCAGCCGGAAAAGCUAUCGGAUUUGAUGGACUAAACAACCCUGACAUUGUGGCUUCAGACGUACUUGUGUCGUUCAAGACGGCCUUAUGGUAUUGGAUGAACUUUGUUCACCCUGUCAUCGGAGAAGGGUUCGGGGCAACCAUCCGUGCCAUCAAUGGUGCUCUUGAAUGUGAUGGUGGAAACCCUGACACUGUUAACGCUCGUGUAGGGUAUUACACGGACUACUGCAACGAACUCGGUGUCGCGCCUGGUGAUAAUCUCCGCUCAUAUAUAACUUUUCUUUUCAAAAUGGUUGCUUUCAAUUUAGGGAAAACCUUACUCACAGUCGUUCUGACCGGAAUCCUCACCAGAUCUCUGCCGGAAUCCGUGGUGGGUCAGAACUGCAGUUGUGCCGCGAAUCUGUGCUGUAGUCAAUUUGGGUUCUGUGGCACUACCAUUGACUAUUGUGGCACAGGUUGCCAAGCGGGUCCUUGCAUCGGCACGACCACGCCUAGUACUCCUAGUAGUGGUGUCUCGGUGGCUGAUGUUGUGACAGAUGGGUUCUUUAAUGGCAUCAUCGGCCAAGCCGGUGAGAAUUGUGCCGGAAAGAGCUUCUACACCAGAGCUGCAUUUCUUGAAGCUGCCAAUUCUUAUUCUCAAUUUGGCACCACUGGUUCUGCUGAUGAUUCCAAGCGUGAGAUUGCAGCUUUCUUUUCACAUAUAACAUUUGAAAUUGGACACUUUUGCUAUAUUGAAGAGACAGAUGGUCCCUAUUGGAACUUCUGCGACCAAACUAAUACACAGUAUCUAUACGCACCAUGCAAGGCUUACUAUGGCCGAGGUCCUAUUCAGCUAACAUUGAACUUCAACUAUGGUCCAACCGGAAAUGCUAUCGGAUUUGAUGGACUCAACAAUCCUGACAUUGUGGCAUCAGAUGCAGUUGUGUCAUUCAAGACAGGCUUAUGGUUUUGGAUGAACAAUGUUCACCCUGUCAUCGGACAAGGGUUCGAAGCAACAAUCCGUGCCUUUAGUGCAAUUGAAUGUGAUGGUGCAAACCCUGACACCGUUAAUGCUCGUGUAGCUUAUUACACAGACUACUGUAACCAACUUGGUAUCACUCCAGGCGAUAAUCUCCGCUGCUAGGUUACAUAUUUAAGUUCUAGUACAAUUUUUCUUUGGGUACAUAACUUGGAAGAAAAUAAAUAGUGGUCUGAACUUUGUUUAGGUUCUUAUUAAGACUUAAUUUUCUGUAUUUUGGACCUAAGGAUGCACUCUGACUAUAUUUUUUGAUAUAUGAUCUAGAGGGUA
Molecule: messenger RNA, 1903 nt
Organism: Cornus florida
Lineage: Eukaryota; Viridiplantae; Streptophyta; Magnoliopsida; Cornales; Cornaceae
Exons: 4
Coding region: 65-1738 (557 amino acids)
Biological process (GO): chitin catabolic process; cell wall macromolecule catabolic process
Molecular function (GO): chitinase activity; chitin binding
Source: RefSeq, a predicted model, not a curated record